AUGAGGUGGCAUGAGCUGUCCACUGGUAUAGCCGUGCGGAGGGCUAUCGAUACAUCUGAGGAUAGCAUCCAAUCUAAAGAGGCUGCUAGAAGGGCUGUUAAGGAUACUAUCAUCACAAGGAUUGUAUUACCAAUACCAGUACUACUUCUACCACCCCUUCUACAUCGUGGUGUCUGGACUCGUUUCGUACCAACAGCAGCUUUGCCUGGGACCAAAGCUAAUAUCAUAGGGAUGUCUAUCCUCUCCAUACUAUGCUUCGCCUUCGCCUUACCAGCAGCAGUAGCCUUGUUCCCCCAAGAAGGCGCAAUGAGGGUUGAUGAGCUAGAGGAUGAGGCCCAAAAGGAGGCCCUCUCUCGGUGGGGUCCUGCAGGAAUAACUCCAUCAUCUACUGUGGUCUACAAUAAAGGCAUCUGA
This is a messenger RNA of Perkinsus marinus ATCC 50983, 414 nucleotides long. Its product is annotated as sideroflexin, putative. Gene Ontology annotation, biological process: mitochondrial transmembrane transport; monoatomic ion transport. Gene Ontology annotation, molecular function: monoatomic ion transmembrane transporter activity. The record is from RefSeq and is a predicted model, not a curated record. Bases 1 to 414 code for a protein of 137 amino acids. The transcript has 4 exons. Lineage: Eukaryota; Perkinsozoa; Perkinsida; Perkinsidae. Gene Ontology annotation, cellular component: mitochondrial inner membrane.